This is a messenger RNA of Drosophila albomicans, 1085 nucleotides long. RefSeq names its product dysbindin protein homolog (gene Dysb). Bases 110 to 982 code for a protein of 290 amino acids. Gene Ontology annotation, cellular component: cytoplasm. The record is from RefSeq and is a predicted model, not a curated record. The transcript has 2 exons. Gene Ontology annotation, biological process: negative regulation of protein kinase activity. NCBI's taxonomy places the organism in Eukaryota, Metazoa, Arthropoda, Insecta, Diptera, Drosophilidae.
AGCUUGCGCCCAGCUGAUUUGGUAUUUACAACAACAAAGCGGAGUAGAGUAUUCAAUUAGCAACUUUAAUUACAAUCGUAAAAAAGAGUGAUAUAGCAUAGUUUAUAUAAUGUUUGGAAAUCUGAAAAAGAAGCUAAGCAAUGCCAUACAAGAGGGCAUUGUAAUUUCCGAGAGUCUACAGCAACACUAUCGUCAACGUGUCAGCAGCAGCAACAACAAUAACAGCAGCAGUCAAACAAGUGCAGCCACAACACCAACGACGCCAUUGGGAGCAUCCCGAUUGGGUCUGAACGAUAGUUUCACCUCUAGUCGUAGCAGUUCACACUCUUUGGCCGAUGGGGUGCCAACACAUCUCAAUGUGGCAGCCGGUUGCAAUUUAUUGUCCAAAUACGAGGAUGAUUGGCAGAAAAUUCACGCAUCGAACGAGGAGAAUGCGCAGCAAGCGGCCGCAAUUGCCACACAAAUAACAGGCAUUCAACAGCGGGCCAGUGGACAACAUGCAACCAUAACGGAACUCAACAAUUGUCUGGCCGGUUUGCCAGCAUUGGUGGUCAAGCUACAAGCUAGUGCCAAGACGUUGCAAUCGCUGGAGGAAAUGGGUGCGCAGCUGGAAGUUGAAUUGGAGAAGCUGGAGGAUCUGUGCGAGGAAUGUGAAAUGCAGGAAUUUGUGCUGGAGCAGCAGUUUCAAUUGUCAAAACACAAGCAGCGCAAGCUGAACGAGCUGGAACAGUACAGGCAGAAGAUUGCCGCAGAGCAUCAGCAAAAGAUUCGCGCUCAUGAGCAGCAACUAAGGCAGCUGCAAAAAGAACGCCAGGCUGUGUUCGAUGAUGCAUUUCGUAGCGAUCUCGAGGAAUACAAGCAACGUGGCCAACUUACUAAGAUACCAUCAAAAAUAAGCAAACAAACUUCUUUGGAUGAAGUUGUGCUGGAACAGAACGAUGAGGAGGCCAAGGAUGCUCUUGAGCAGUUUCUAAACGGUUGAUAACUAACUCAAUUGUAUUGUCUCAUUAGUGCCUUUAGUGCAAUAUGCAUCAUUAUCAUUGUAUAAGUAUAAAUAUAAAUAUAAGUACACAUAAUUACUUUGC